Molecule: messenger RNA, 3361 nt
Organism: Stegostoma tigrinum
Lineage: Eukaryota; Metazoa; Chordata; Chondrichthyes; Orectolobiformes; Stegostomatidae
Gene: gig2o
Product: grass carp reovirus (GCRV)-induced gene 2o
Exons: 8
Cellular component (GO): cytoplasm
Molecular function (GO): NAD+ poly-ADP-ribosyltransferase activity
Source: RefSeq, a predicted model, not a curated record
AAAGAUACAUCUUCCCCAGGCUUUCUUAGGCAGAACCGAAAGUGAAUUCUUGCUCAGUGGAGGUUUCGUUUUGAUUUCCGUGUCAGAAAACUGUCGGGAGAUUUUUAGCUGGAGCUGGAGGUCUUACAAGACAGUGACAGAAGAAGGUAAAUUCCAUUCAGAGAAAAUGUCCAUUGAGUUUUAUGGAUGGCAAGUCAUCUAUGAGGGUAAUAGCCACUUGAAAUCAGGACAAGAGCUUAUAAAUGGGAAAGGAUAUACCAUGUAGCAUGGGACCCACAAAAACAAUGCUGCAAGUAUAAUACAGUCAGGGCUUGUGCCAUCCCAGGAUGGGCUCUUAGGUGCAGGGGUGUAUGUUAGCAGAGAUGUGGCCAAAGCAAAAGCAUAUCCCAAGAAAACAGCAGUGUGUGACAAAGUGGUCUUCAAGCUGAAAGUUAGAGUUGGCAUAGUGAAGAAAAUAGAUACAGAUAAUCAUCCCCUUCAAAAAACCUGGCAUCAGCAAGGUUAUGAUACUGCUUGGGUCCCACCAAAAUGCGGGAUGUUGUUCAUUCCCAGUGGGAAAGAAGAAGACUGCAUCUGGGAUCCCAAACGAAUCACAGUGGUGGAUAUCGCCUACGCGGAUGACCAGGUCAAGAAAGAUCUGAAGAAGCUGAUACAUGAAAAGGCAGCAGCCAAGAAUGCAAAAGUCAAGUGUCAGUGUGAUGUCUGUGGUUAUCAAAAGAAUUCAUCCCACAGAGUCCACAGGUGCUGGUCUUGUGAGAAAGUCAUCUGCCCUUUUAUGAGCAAACAUGUUUGUGAAAAAACGACACUACAUUUCUGUGUGUUUGAACAGCCAGGAACUAGAGGCGUGAUGACAUUACAAUUUUUUGGAUGGGCGACUGUUUAUGACAAUAAUCAUCAUUUGCAGUCAAAUCAGGAACCAGUGAAUGGCAGAGAAUAUAUCAUGUACCAUGGAACCUCAGUCAGCAAUGCAAAGUCCAUCAUACAAUCAGGCUUCAAGCAAUCAAGCAAGGGCAUGCUUGGUCCUGAGGUCUACGUCAGCAGAGACAAGGAGAAAGCCAGGAGAUAUCCCAUUAACACUCCAAAUGACAGAGUUAUUUUAAUGUUGAAAGUACAAGUAGGAAAAGUCAAGAAAAUAGAUAAGGAAAAUCAUCCUAUGUCAACGACUUGGAAGCAACAUGGAUACGAUACAGCAUGGGUUCCUCCCAACUGUGGGAUGAAAAAAGUUCCCAGUGGAUUAGAGGAAGAUUGUGUUUGGGAUUCACAAAGGAUCCAGGUGAUUGAUGUAAUAAAUUCCCCUGAUCCUGGAACAACACAGCAGUUGAAAGAUUUGCUUCAAGCAAACCUGAACAGCAAUCCUGAGCUCGAAUUGGUGGAGCAUUUUAAGACCUGUAAAAACACCAAGGCACCUUCUCAUCAGUUGCAGCUCUGCUGGGGGUGUGGACAGACCAUCUGCCCUUUCAUGGCAAAACACUUAUUGCAGCUGUGGAGUCUUCACAAGUUUGCAGUCGAUAAAAAAGGAUUUGUAAAGUCAAGGAAAAACUCUGGCAUCAUCUCUGGAGAGAGAAUGAAGGUUAUUGUUCUGAGACUGGUAUGGCUCUUGUUUGGAAGGGAAACACUGUCCUUGGUUGAAUCUAGACACCAGAUCUCCAAGACCAGUGGUCUGCAUAAAAGCUAUGAUCAGGGAACACUGAUUGUGAGAGAGAGCUUUUCAUCGAGUGAGAGAGCCUGGCAGCUUUUCAGAAAGGGGACAAUAGCAGCAGCUCAUCAGCAGACACCAGUUUUUAAAUGUUGCACAGCAUUGGGAUCAAAAUCUUUACUCAACGGAAGUGCAUUUAUCAGUAUCCAGUUGAAAAAUUCACCGACGAACAUGGCACAUGCUUUCGAAAAUAUGUGGGCUGAAGAGGAUGCACCUGGUUUCAUUGAAUCGUGUCUUAAAAGUUAUGAAGAACCAAUAAAUGGCAAGGUCUAUGUGAUGUACCAUGGCACCUAUGCCAGAAACACAAAUGCCAUUUUGAUGUAUGGUUUCAAACAAUCCCCAGAUGGCAUGUUUGGCCGUGGAGUCUACGUCAGUCGCGAUAUUCAGAAAGCCUGCAGAUAUCCAUUGAAUACUCCUGUGAAUCAGAAGGUUGUGCUGAAAUUAAGAGUUAAUGUGGGAAAGGUCAAAAAAAUACAUUAUCAAGGGCACCCACUCCAGAAGACAUGGUAUAAUCAUGGUUAUGAUACUGCCUGGUGUCCUCCAAACUGUGGUAUGGUACCAAGUGGCCUGGAGGAGGAUUGUGUCUGGGAUCCCAGGAGAAUAAAAGUUGUUGGUGUAAUUGAUCACUCAGCUCAGCCAGACCCACCAGUAGAAUGUAAGGUCUAUGUGAUGUACCAUGGCACCCAUGUCAAGAAAAUAAAUGCCAUUUUGACGUAUGGUUUCAAACAAUCCCGCAAAGGCAUGUUUGGCCGUGGAGUCUACGUCAGUCGCGAUAUUCGGAAAGCCUGCAGAUAUCCAUUGAAUACUCCUGUGAAUCAGAAGGUUGUGCUGAAAUUAAGAGUUAAUGUGGGAAAGGUCAAAAAAAUACAUUAUCAAGGGCACCCACUCCAGAAGACAUGGUAUAAUCAUGGUUAUGAUACUGCCUGGUGUCCUCCAAACUGUGGUAUGGUACCAAGUGGCCUGGAGGAGGAUUGUGUCUGGGAUCCCAGGAGAAUAAAAGUUGUUGGUGUAAUUGAUCACUCAGCUCAGCCAGACCCGUGGUCCUUCCCUAAUUGUUACUGAGUUGUAUGCUAACUUCAGCUGCAUAAAUGGGAGAAGAAUGGUGGGGUUGGGAUGAGGAAGAGGGGAAGUGGAGGAAGUACGGGGAUGCUCUACCCUGAUACAUUCCCUUGGGUGAGGGAGGGAAGGUUCAACCAAGUUGUGACUCUGAUAGGUGGCCUUUGGCGAGCAAUCGGGGAUAACGGUUAACAUUCUAUAAUCACAGGGGCCGCUAAGCACUCAUUGUAGAGAAGCUCUUGGAGACUCUCCUCCUGGCAAUGUGUCACACAUCAUCAACACCAUCAGAGCGCUGUUCUGAUCCAAUUGUUAGUGCCUUUCAUCUCCAGGAGUGGAGUCUCUAAAAACACAACCUGAUUAGUUUCACACCUGAAGAAUGGCUAUUUUCCCAAAAGCUUGGAGGUUCACCACCAGAGCAGUGAGGCAGGUCUUUAAAGUGGGAACUGAAGCGUUUGGGGAGAAAAGACAGUUACUGUAAAUUCAGAGGCACAAGAUGCAAUAUUGUUUUUGAAAUACAAUCUGUCAAUGCAAUCACUGUAACAUUCUGUGUACAAAUUGUUGGUGCUUUGAAAAACCACUGUUCUUUUCAUUUAUUGUGUUCAACUGAAU